Molecule: messenger RNA, 1899 nt
Organism: Fusarium subglutinans
Lineage: Eukaryota; Fungi; Ascomycota; Sordariomycetes; Hypocreales; Nectriaceae
Product: transcriptional regulatory
Exons: 5
Coding region: 1-1899 (632 amino acids)
Biological process (GO): DNA-templated transcription; regulation of DNA-templated transcription
Cellular component (GO): nucleus
Molecular function (GO): DNA binding; zinc ion binding; DNA-binding transcription factor activity, RNA polymerase II-specific
Source: RefSeq, a predicted model, not a curated record
AUGGAUCAAGAACACUACGAGUACAGACUGAAACGGAUAAGACAGGCAUGUGCCAACUGCAGGCGCAAAAAGGUCCGCUGCUCUGGCGAGCGUCCGAGAUGCACAUACUGCACACGCCUCCGACAGGAAUGCUCCUAUGAAGAAGCACCCAAACGCGAGGAUCAAAAUGACUCUAACAGGGUCCUGCGCCCGUUGAUGAUAGCGGGAACUAGCAAGGAAGAAGCCUCAUCUUCACUUCCUCUCGAGUCCCGAAUAACCUCGCUUGAAACAAGUGUGCAAAGGCAAGGCUUUCUCAUCAGUCUUCUCACCAACGAACGUGGCAUCGCUGUCGGGAACAACCUCCGUCUGAGUCACAAAGACAAUAUUGCCGGGGACGCCAAGGGGCUGCCUGUCACGCCUGACAUGACGCUUUCUGCUGCAGCAGACCUAUACUUUCAGUACUGCCACAACCAACCAUACUCCCUCUUCCAUGAAGAAACUUUUCGCCAUCGCUUGGUAGCUCAAACGCUCCCCGAAUACCUUUGCCUCGCCUUGUUAGCUACAGCCAGUCGAUUUUCUCAGUCCACUAAACCAUUGCUGCUCUGCGCAGACCAGGCAUGGGAGCUGACCAUCAAGCGCUCGACAGCUAACAUUGACUCUGCGGAGAGUCUAAUGAUAGCCCAAACGAUUCACCUUCUUUGCGUCAUUGACUACUCCGAUGGCCGAUGUCGCGCUGCAUGGAUUAAGCUUGGGCUGGCUGUUCGCAUCGCGCAGUGCUACCGAUUCAACACUGAGCCCGAUCCCCGUCUUCGUCCUGAAGUUCAGGAGGAAUACCGACGAACGUUCUGGUCUAUCUACCUACUUGACAGGCUGAUGUCCUGUGGACGAGAAAGACCUACCGCGCUUCAAGACAAGGAUUGCCUGCUUCGUCUUCCGUCCAACGAGCAAGCUUUCCGAGACUGUUCAGAGAAUCGGGGUCCAGUACUUGAACAACUCACCGGAGACGCGCCAGUAUUUACGGAGCUUCCUGAACACAGUCAUUUCUCUGUAAUCAUCUUGAUGGCAGCGACACUAAUCCGCGUAGUUAAUUACGUGCUGCGAAAGGAUUCGCGAGUUCACGACGAUGUUCCCUGGUCUACUACUUCACAAUACUCAGCGCUCGAGUCAACUCUGUGGCGGCUAGAACUCAACUACGGACUACUAGAUCCGUUAAAUGCCGUUUGGGAGCAAACACUUACUUCAGGUGGUGUGGUUGACCCACGAGCCGCGGGGCCUCUGAUAUAUGGCCGUGCUUUGUUCCAUCUCGCGGGCUGUCUGCUGCACCAUCCUUUCCUCCUACAGCAUCGACUAGCAGAAUCGGCCAGCAGGACACCCCCAGGAUUCUUAAGCAAAGCCUGGGCGUCAGCUAGAAGCCACGCCACUGCACUAACCAUGUUGCAGGAGACGGAGAAUCUUGGCUGCGUCACAGUUUCUUGCUUCAGAGGUUACUGCGCUAUGGUCGCCGGCUCGAUCCACCUUCUCUUUGCGUCGGACAGCAACGAUGAGAUACGCGAGGCGUCGGUACGACGCUACGAGGAGUGUCGAGGCCUGCUGCUAAAGCUGUGCCGUUAUUGGGAGAGUUCGAGGCUAAUGUUUAUGAAGCUUGAGCGUCUGUAUGAGGAUAGAAGCCAAUACCGCCAGUUCUUCGAUUACACACUAGCUAUGGGUGAGAAACCCAAACUCGAAGCGUUCUGGGACAGUAUCGACAACUGGGUUCCUUCAAGCCGAUCUCCGAGCCCCGAGCAUGGCCCUCCUGAGCCAGUACAGCCCAAACAUUUCCCUACGUCUAUCGACUUUUUCGAUAUCGCGCCGGCGGAUCCUUGGGGCAAUGGAAAUUCGAUUUUCGAGAUGGACUUUUCGAAUGGCAAUAGUUUCAUGUGA